Acaulospora morrowiae is the source of this 502-nucleotide messenger RNA. NCBI's taxonomy places the organism in Eukaryota, Fungi, Glomeromycota, Glomeromycetes, Diversisporales, Acaulosporaceae. The record is from the annotation of a GenBank genome assembly.
GAAACCGAUUAAAUAUGGAUCAACUAUCGCGUUAUUUCACGUACCUACUAGAAAAUAUUUAUCUACUAAAGGGGUCAAAUAUCCAAAUCAUGAACAAUAUAUGGUCGUUUGUACUGGUCAAGAAAUAGAUUAUAAACAUGACCUUUGGACGGUUUACGAUAAGAGCAACUACUCCGGAGAUUCUUUAUAUAUUAGUGCUGGUUUCAUAUUUAAACAUAAAGAAACAGGCGGAUUUUUGCAUUCCCACGUUACCCAAUUUGGGAAAACUCCAAAAUCAAAUUAUCAGCAAGUAACCCUUUUGGGGGGAGAUGACUCUCAUUGGAUUAUCCGGCAUUAUAGUUCUAAAGUAGAUUAUAACUAUCUAGACCAUUUAAUGGACGGUGAUAUUAUUAGUCUCUUUCAUAAAGUUACUAAUAUACCACUUUAUAGUCAUGAUGUUCUGUUGGAUGAUAGAACUCAAGAGGUUUCUUGUUAUGGGGACGGAUUUGAAGAUAAUAAUAUG